This is a messenger RNA of Oreochromis aureus, 6343 nucleotides long. Its product is annotated as arrestin domain-containing protein 3-like. Gene Ontology annotation, biological process: protein transport. NCBI's taxonomy places the organism in Eukaryota, Metazoa, Chordata, Actinopteri, Cichliformes, Cichlidae. The coding region runs from base 96 to 1538 and encodes 480 amino acids. The transcript is spliced from 6 exons. The record is from RefSeq and is a predicted model, not a curated record. Gene Ontology annotation, cellular component: cytoplasm; plasma membrane.
GUGUCUCUGUAAGGAGUACCGUGUAGUGGAACAUUUCAAGAGUAGUAACAGUCUUUUACUUUUUCAUAUUAUUGUGCCUGAACCGCUUUGUUACGAUGCCUUCAGUUGAAAGCUUUACUGUCGCAUACGACGCAGUGAAUGAAUUCGUGACUUUUUCAGAGGGAGACACUAUAACAGGGACUGUAACUCUGGCCUUAUCCAAGGAAAGCUCAGUUCAAAGCCUGUUUGUCAAGGCAAAAGGGGACGCUAACGUCCGGUGGUCUCAGAAGAGCGGUGACCGUACUCAUACGUACUCUGCGCAUACAAGAUAUUUCAAACUAAAGGAAUUUUUAAUCCCAGAGAGCGCCGGCGAAACGGUUUUGCCCCAAGGGACCCAUGUCUACAGAUUCAGCUUCCAAAUACCACCAGGAAGCAUGCCUUCAUCCUUCAGAGGGACUCACGGAAAAAUUGUCUACAAGCUAGAAGCAAAGCUGAUAAGGAGCUGGAGGAUGAACAGUACAGCAGAGAAGGAGAUCAAAUUUGUCUCCAAAUGUGUUCCAAACCUUCAUUCUCUGAUGUCACCACAAGUUGGUUCAACAAACAAAGAGAUGGGUUUUUUCUCAAAAGGACACGUACACAUGGACGUAACUGUUGACAGGAUGGGUUACGCAGCAGGUGAAACAAUAGUGGUUCUUGCUAAAGUUGACAAUUCUUCAUCCAGUGACAUGACACCGAAAUUUAGCUUAAUACAGGAAGUCGUGUACCGUGCCAAUGGCAGAACCAAACAUGAGAAUACAGUUUGCUGUAAAGUGGCUGACAACUGUAUUAAACCAAAAACACAGAAGGAGCUCAGAUGUGAAAUAAAGAUUCCUAGUGAUUACAUGCUGACAAUCCAGAACUGUGAUAUUAUCUCAGUGGAAUACUGUUUAAAGGUAUAUCUGGACAUCAGCUUUGCUUUUGAUCCAGAGGUUCUGUGCCCAGUGGUCAUUUUACCUCCCGGCUUGGCUCCUGGCUGUCUGAGUAAUAUGAAUGUAGGUCCCUAUCCAACAGGUGCUAUUGGGGGUCCAAGCAACAGUGACUUCCCUCCCCCUGCAAUGCCCAUGGGCCUUCAACCUAUGUCUCCACAUUCAGGCAGUUAUGGAUAUCCAGGAGUCCAAAGCUAUUCAGCACCACCUCCUAUAUUCCCAAAUAACCCUGCUGUAUAUGGUGGACCAGCAGGCGUGCAAUCUUCUCAGCCAACACACAUGUUUGGAGGCUACAAUAACCCAGUGCCACAGGUGCCUUCGCCAUAUGGAACUCCAUAUUCAUCUUCGUCAUCUUCUGUCCUGCACCCGCCACCACCCCCACCCCAACAAUUUUACCCACCCCCACCCCAACAAUUUCACCAACCCCCAUCUGCCCUUGAGAGCCAGCCAUCUCCUUCUAUUCAAUCUCCAGUACCUCCUGCAUACAACAUGGUGCUUUCUGCACCAGUGAUGAAUGUAGACUUCCUGUCUCAAACAGAUGGAGCUCCUCCAUCAUAUUCACUCCUUUUCCCAGACAAAUCUGAUGCAAAAUAACUGACUAAAUGCUAAUUGGUUAAUUAGUGAGUUACUAAGUUAUAAACUAAACCUGUGUAGGAAAAAAUUUGAUAUUAGACCACCCCUAUUAUGUCUUAAACAAUUUUUUAUUAAAAUGAAAUUGUUAAUGUAUGCAGUAUUUAUCAUUAGUCACCUAUAUACUGGACUUUAUAUACUGGACAUAAAUAAGACUCUUGCACUGCAUGCGAUUUAAUGGGCAGAUCAGGUCGCUCAUUAACUUUGUACCGCUACUUAUGCCUUAAUUAUCACGGUGCACUGUAUUUUGCAUUAUUUAAAGUGCCCUUUUUUAGUAUCAAUAUCUGCCUCAGUGCUCUGUUUAGAGGAAUAUUAUAAGAAAUUGCCAACACUGCAUCCGGCUUUAUAUAUAAAUAUAUAUAUAUAUAUAUAUAUGUGUGUAUAUUAUUUUUUUGUAUUAAAAAGCUGAAAAGACAUAUUUAUUUCCUCUAUACUUUAGUGUGUUGAGUUUAUCUCAGUUCAAUGCAAUUUUACCUAUGUAGCGUCAAAUCACAACAACAGUCAAAGUGUUUAACUACUUUUCUUAGCUCUUUUAUAAAUAUUUAUUAUUAUAAAAAGUUACAUUUGGGGUUUUUUUGCAAACUGACAGUUUUUUCCUCUGAGUUGUAGAGGUGAAUAAAGUUCUGUAAAGUUUAUUUUUGAAUGUUUGUGAAUAGUAAAAAUUUGUUAUUUUUUUUAUAGGUAAUCUCAUUCAUCGGAUUUUUUCCAUCUUAUCAGGUAACUCUGUUUAACAAUGUGAAAUCUUGUUCUAGUCUAAUACCUUUGGCCAUCAAACAAUUUUGAAGACAGAUUUACUUUAAACACCCGGCUGAAAUUGCACAGGUCCUUCCUACUGUGCAAUAUGCUGAGGUGAACUGCUUAAAAGAAUGUUGGAAAAAUGUUGCAACUGCUUGACAUGGGAUAGGCAGUUGGACCUUUUUUCUUCUUUCUCUUUGAAACCUCAUGCUUUAGGCAAAGGCAGGCAAUCAUUUGUAAAGUCAGCUGACUGGCAUCACGGAAAGCAGUUCAUUUGACCAACAGUCUAGUAUGUCUCCAGUACAGGACUUCAGUCUUACGUAUGAAUCAGUCAACAAUGAUGACAUUUCUUCUUAUGCACAGCUACUUAAAGGAAGAAAAAAAAAUCUGACUAUUCGGAGUAAACUGAAAAGACAAAAAACAAUGGACUUCAUUCACAACUGGUUCAUAUGUAUGAAUCUCACUCAUAAACUCUGUGGAUGAAUGUUUCACAGAGAAAUCAGUGAUCAGGACUUUCUAAUCUGAAUCUAUAUGUACUCACUGAACAAAUUUAGCUUUAGACCCUGCGUACAAACAGAUGGUGAAGACCUGGAUGUCUUAUGUUAUAGUCAAGCAAGGGAAAAUAGUGGUUGGAGACUGCACUAUUCCAAAUGUGUGCAUUGAAAGCAAGAUCUUGUUGUCUCUUAAAUGGUUGCUUCAAACAUAGCGACCUCAUCUGCGACCAUUUGUGAUUUAGAUGAAAAUGACAAUAAGAAGACAGAAGGCAAUGCCUGUCACAUGCCAGUCUCCCAAUACUCGAUGACAGGCAUAAACCAACUAUGGUCAUAUUGUUUAUGAGGGAACAAAUAUGUCAGCUUUACUUUACAGAUAACAUAAUUACUUUGCUCCUACUUUGUACUCUCAAUAUUACGGAGUACAAAGUAGCAAUAAUACACUAUCGGUCAAUUUCAUCAUGUAUUUAUAUUUAUUAACAACUAUGAAAAGUGGGGACAAAGCUUUUCAAUCUGUGGUACCAAGCUCUCCAACACACUGUAAAAAAAAAUUUUUGUGAAAACUUAGAAACUCAAGGCAACCCACUGCAUUUACGUUUUUAGGUUCUGAUGGAUAACUUAUAAUUUCAAGUUUAGGAGAAAAGUUGCUUCAAUUAAUGUUUUUGUGUUUACAAGACUAAUAACUGUGCUUUUUCUCAACUCAUAUUUUAUUGUUUUACCAAUGUAAUUCCUAAAGUUUACACAACAUAUUUUUUUUUUGUUUUGCCAAUCAAUUUCCUAAAGUCUAGAAGAAGUAUCCUUUAUAGUUUUCAUGAGGUGCUCCUAUCAAUCAAGAUAUGUUUGAUAUUCUGUCUGACAAUACCACACCUUUAAAAUUGGAUGAGUAACAUUUAUUACAAAAAUUUAACUUUCAUUUUGUUUUUGGAAAAGGACUUUAUUUGUGGCUGAAUGUUGUCAGUAUGUUAAAAAUGGCUGAUCUCAAAACAUUGUCAGUGGUGCAGUUGUGUUUGAACACAAUAAAGUUAUUUGAAAAUCAACAUUGUGUAAACAUUCAUUAAUACAACAGGGAGCACCUCAUGAAAACUAUAAAGGAUACUUUUUCUAGACUUUAGGAAAUUGAUUGGCAAAACAAAAAAAAUAUGUUGUGUAAACUUUAGGAAUUACAUUGGUAAAACAAUAAAAUAUGAGUUGAGAAAAAGCACAGUUAUUAGUCUUGUAAACACAAAAACAUUAAUUGAAGCAACUUUUCUCCUAAACUUGAAAUUAUAAGUUAUCCAUCAGAACCUAAAAACGUAAAUGCAGUGGGUUGCCUUGAGUUUUUAGGUUUUCGCAACAAUUUUUUUUUACAGUGUAAUCGCUCCACCUCUGUCUAACUGACUUAAAGUUAAAUAUUAAAAACCUUUCUGUUUAAUCUGCUGACAUUCUUUUCUUAUUUAUAUUUAUGUUGAUGUUUAUUCUGUUUUAACAUCAUUCUCGUAUUAAUACUAUUAAUUGUAAUAUUAAUGCCUGUGAAAAGCACUUUAUAAAUAAUAAUAAAAAUAAAUACAUAAACUUACUUAUUUUACUUAGUAACUUUUAAAACUUAUAAGCAAAAAUAAAACAGAAAAAAUGUUCUGUUAAUAAACAUAAUAAUAAUAAAUAAAAGUAAUUAAUAAUAAAAGACAGGACAAAUAUCACAUUGAAAGCACAAAAGCCAGAUCAAAGCUCACCAGGAUCUUUGCACAUUUUGUUGUUAUGGUGCUUAGGUUACUGUCAAUACUUGUGGGAGGUACUGAUGACAGAGAACCAGGGUGCACAAAAGAGCAUAAGGUGGCAUGUAGCCAUCACAGACAUGCAUGCUUAAUCUGCGGCAUACAAAAAUGGUGAUCUACAUUAAAGGUGUAAUGAUGUGUGCUGUGGCAGGCAGGAUUUAGGACCUAAAUGCAGGACUCCGACACAGAAUGAUAAACUAAAGGCGGCAGCUUUAUUGUUGGAGAAUGUACGAAAAGAAAACCAAACUAGGAACUCAAAACAGGAAGCUCAAACUAGAAAAAGAAACCAAAACCACGACAUUACCAGAAGCACAGAGAAAGAAAAACACAGCACAGUGAAGGCAUGACGCAACACUGCCAGAGAGAAACAAAGGGCUUAAAUACACAGGCAGGACAACAAGAGGAUGGGGAACAGGUGGUAACACAGCUGGGACAAAUCAGACCUAACAAGACAAGGGGAAGCAAAACCAGACACAUGGCACACAGGACAGGGACUAUCUUAAAUAAAACAGGAACCAUGGCAAAGACUCAGAAAACACAGGACAAGACUGGACACUGAUGGAGGUAAAACAUAAUCUAUAAUAGCAAGAAACUAAACAAUCUAACAUGAACACAUGAAAGUACAAGAAAACCAUAAACCACUCAAAGAAUCUAAUCUAACUUAGAAUAUCCUUUAACCAGUUAACACAGUCCAAAAUCUAGAGAUAGAAAACUAACAUAAGCACACAAGCACUGAAAUUGAUAUACAACCAAGAAAUAUUAACCAAACUCAAACAAAACACAUGAACAUUUGGUUACCAGACCCAGGACCAUGACAAAAGGACUAGGUCUGUUUGGUUCUGUGUCCAUAGUCCUGUUCAGUGAGUGAAAAGAUAUAGUCCAAGGAACAGGUCCAAAUGUCUGUUUACUAUCAACAGAAAACUGCUAACCAGCAAGUCUUUACAUAGAUAGAUGGAUUUUUUUUUAAAUUUUCUUUCGAACAUACAAAUAUAACCGAAAUAACAAGAAAAAAGAAAAACUUAAAAACAUUUAGUUUUCAUGAAUAUCUCUAUGUCUAUACAAUGUUUAUGCUCGAAAAGGAGUAGGAUGAAGUUUACACUUUACACUUUUAUAUCCUAUUUCAAUAUAUUUACAUCUUUAUAAAAGAAAAUCAUUUUAUGUAUGUUUCCCAAAUUCCAGCUGUUUCCCAGGUCCUUAGUUUUACCUUUUUCCCUGAGGUGGUGUUUCCACUGGUUUAAUUCCUUCCAGUUUUGCUACCAUUCAGCCUGGUACAACUGUGGGGCCUUACCGACCUGUUUAUAAUCCAGUUCAUCAAAGAGUUGCUGUAGGGAAACAGGUUAGGUUUGACUGGAGAGAAACAUUUAAAAUUAUUAUUCAUAAUCAUUGCUGCCCAGUGACAUCUUAGAGAUUGAGAACGCUGCCUUAUUGAGAGACCGUGAAGCUGUUCACCCUAGCUCAUAUAACAGUAUCGAUUGUUUAAUGAAACCAUAAGAAAGGCCAGGCAAGUGAGAGGAGAGAGCACACUACAUGUGCACACAUGGUGUUACUGCACGUAACAAAGCUGUUUUCAUCUGAAUGUCUUUUUGCAUUUGCUGCUGUUGUCCUACAUUGCAAUUUUCAAAAGUUGUUUCUGAAUGUGUAGCUUUGUGCUAAGAUAUUGUCUUGUCCAUGAUUUAAAGGUAUUUGUAAACCUAAGUUCCAUAAAGCUGAAUUAAAAUGUUUAUUGGUAGAGAACUGACUAUCCCCCUUCCCAUUCACUUGGAUAAAUAAUAAAUAAAGCAUGUUUUGGAAA